CAAUGGCGCGCGUGCGCUCGUUAACGCAGCAAAAGCAAACUUGACCUUUGGCGUUUUGGAGGCGGCGGGCGGACCAAUGGGACGGCGCGGCGCGCGGCGGUCAGCCCGCUCGUCCUCGGCGCCCCGCGACCACUCUCAACUCGGACUGCGACCGCUCGCUCGUCGCUUCCUCUCCUCGAAACUCGUUUUGUCGCUUGUCAACCUUUGGCGGCAACUUUGUUCCCGUUUCGUCGGCGCCAUGAAGACGCCGCGCAUCUUCAUCAUCGCAACGAUGAUGACGAUGACCACAAAGCUGACCUCGGCCGCAGACGAGACGUGCGCCGGCCGCUGCGGGUCCUUCGAGCCGCUGAGGAAGUGCCAGUGCGAUUCCAUGUGCCUUUACUACGGAAGCUGCUGUCCCGACUUUGACCGACUGUGUCCCAAGAAGACGGCGCGCGGUGACACCUUUGAAGAAGCCCAAGAGGACCGGAACACGUCGGAGACGCCGGUCCACGUGUUGGGCCCAAGCGCGCCGCCGCCGCCGUUCUCCUCCGGCGCGCCGCCGCCGUUCUCCUCCGGCGCGCCGCCGCCGUUCUCCUCCAGCGCGCCGCCGCUCACCUCCGAGCGGCCCGAACCUCCCCCCGCGGCGCCGCCUGCCGACCGAGACGCGGACGUCUGCAGCGCGCGGCCCUUCGACGCCUUCCUGCAGCUGAAGAACGGAUCUGUGUACGCCUUCAGAGGCCAUUAUUUCUUCGAGCUGGACGACAAGGCCGUGCUGCCCGGCUACCCCAAACGGAUCGCCGACGUGUGGGGCGUGACGGGGCCCGUGGACGCCGCCUUCACCCGCAUCAACUGCCAGGGCAAGUCGUACAUCUUCCAGGGAAGGAAGUACUGGCGCUUUGACGGCGACGUCUUGGACGAGGGCUUCCCCCGGGACAUCGCCGAGGGCUUCCGCGGCAUCCCCGACGACCUGCACGCCGCCUUCGCCGUGCCGGCGCCCAAUCACCGGCAAAGGGAGAAGGCCUACUUCUUCAAAGGCGAUCGCUAUCACGUGUACGAGUUCGUCAACCAGCCCGGCCACGGCGACUGCGUCCGCAUGAGUCGCUCUUCGCCGUCGCUCUUGUUCUCGCGCUACACCGACCUCUUUUGUGACCAAAGUCUGGACGACCUUUUCGCCACGCUCUUUGGGGCCGCAGGCGGCCGCCGGUCGCCGGGGCCGCACCUCAUCGGCCGCGACUGGGCGGGCCUCGUCCCCCCGGUGGAUGCGGCCAUGGCGGGGCGCGUCUUCCUCAGCCCCGAGCCCGCGCCGCCAAAGUCGCCGCCGUUCGCCCGGAGGCGAAACCAGCACAGGCGGCGGAAGUCCCGACGCAGGCAAAGUCGCCAAGCGCCGUUCGACGACUUCUGGAGCGACUUGUUCGACGACGGCGAAACGUCGCAAGAGGAGGUCGCCGUGGCGGCGCCGCCGCCGCCGCGAGGGCAAACGCCCGUUCAAUACGUCUACUUCUUCAAGAGAGAUGGCUACUACCGGGUGGACCUGCGCAGCAAACGCGUGGCGCCGGCCGCGCCGCCUUACCCGCGCUCCAUCGCCGAGUACUGGCUGGGUUGCCCGCGGGAAGACGCUCCUGACGCCCCGCGCGUCGAGAGGAGAUGAAAAGGCGCAGCGAACGGCGUCGAACGCUUCAGCCGAUCGACGGGCCGCAUCAUCCGGACGAACGGCGCCUGACUUCCGCAUUCGGCGCGCCCCCUGCUGGACCGACGUCGUCCGAGCUAUUGAAAUAAACUCAAUCGCACCGCCCGACGUCCUCCGCCUGCUGUGUGCGCGCGCGCGACAAAAGCGGACGAAAAGGCACCGCUG
Messenger RNA from Hippocampus zosterae (dwarf seahorse), 1834 nucleotides. Its product is annotated as vitronectin-like. Gene Ontology annotation, molecular function: extracellular matrix binding; scavenger receptor activity; polysaccharide binding. The record is from RefSeq and is a predicted model, not a curated record. Gene Ontology annotation, biological process: cell adhesion mediated by integrin; cell-matrix adhesion; immune response. The transcript is spliced from 8 exons. NCBI's taxonomy places the organism in Eukaryota, Metazoa, Chordata, Actinopteri, Syngnathiformes, Syngnathidae. Bases 77 to 1630 code for a protein of 517 amino acids.